CGCUGGAACCCAUCAUUAGUCUAAGUCUAAGUCGGACGACGUCCCUGAACCAUUAUUCCACUUUUCUUUGCUCAAGUUGGACCCUGAGUUACAUCCGCUCGAUAUCGUCGCACAAGCAACAAACAUUCCACAUGGCUACAAUACACCACCCGCCCCCGCCAGGCGUUACACCUUUCGCUAUCUAUGAAGAUCCAGAAGAUCAAGAGCCUUUGUCGCCGUCAGAAGUAUUCGAAGGAGACAUAUCAUUCAAUUCCGAGCUAUCGCGUCCUCUAGGCGAUGAUGCUAUGCCCAGCAUCGAGCUUGAGCAGGAGGGUGAAGACGGAGCAGAACUUGUACCGUACAGAAGCUCGUAUACGUCACGCAAAGCGACUACGCAGCCACGUCGAUCAUCAGGCGUGACCCAUUACAGCUUCAUAUCUGCGCUGCCAUCCGAGACCUCUGUAUCUUCGAGGCCCGUGGCACCAGCCAGUCACGCAGCCAAUGAGCGGUACACGCCACAGAAAGAACGACCACGAUUUCGGAACCCAGAAUCUGUGCGCGCAAUGCAAAUGUCCUCCCCGCCGCCGCUACCAACCUACGAAGCCUCCCGUGAGCGAAUGAAGGGGUCAUACAAAGUAGCUACACCGAGCAGAAGUGGGAGAUCCGAGACACCAGUCUCAAGACAAUCAGGGUCGCGUAGAGGAAGUAUCAGGGAACAUCACAGCCCAAGACCCACGCCUAUCCCCCAGCAAGCUCCAUUGGUCCUGCUGCACGUUACAAUACUGCCGAUGCAGGUACCCUUCUCCCAUGAUUUGAUGGUUCGGAUCAUGCCCGACUGGCUGGUAGAGAACUACAAGCUGUUGGAAGAAAAGCUUCAGGACAUCAUCCUAAUGCGGCGAGGAUUGUUGAUACCACAUCCAAGGGAUGAAUACGACCUGCUGGAGGAGCGCAUACUGGAGAAUUUGGAAUUAAAGACGCCUCGACUACUCAAGUGUGGACACUUUGUACCACCAGACGAUGACACAGAUAUCGAAGAGGAUGAUGAUGUGGCAAGCGUCCCCGACGAUACUACAGGCCGAGGAAGUCGUAUGAGUGGAGGUACACUCACAGAGAACAUGCUUGAUCAUGCUAGUAUGUGCGUAGAUUGCCAUCGCGAGCUGAAGAGGCCCGGUAAAGGUGUAGGUGCCGGCUCAAGGAAGUGGGACAUUAAAAUCUACGCCGCAAACGGGCUGAUGCGAGCCGCGGCAUGGUCCGCUUGCUGGAAUGAUAUGGAGCGGUGCGAUGUCGAGAUCUCGCCAUGGGUACCGGAGGAAGUCCGGAAAACGCUGGAAAGACGCGUGCAAGAAGAGCAGGAAGCAGAUAAGCGGAAGCAGCUGUAUGCAGUGGAACUGCAGCGACAGAUCCAAGAAGCCGCUACGAAGCAGAAGAUACUAGAGGAGGAGGCAUCUGAAAAGAAGAAGUUGGAGGAGUUGGAGCUACAGAAGAGCUUUGAAGCUGCUGCCGCUGCUCUAGAAAGAAGUGUGGAGGAGAAGGCGGCAGAAAGACGGAGGUUCGAGGAAGUAUUGGAGGAGAAGAUUGAAGAGGCAAAAGAGGCGGUACGUUUGGAACUUGAAGCCCAGACUCUUGCGGAGUCCAAUGCAAUUGCUGAACGGCUCCGCACGUUGGAGGUCGCGCUUAAAGAACAGACAAUAUCCGAAGCUGAAGAUCUUCCUCGACAGGAGUCCUCCUCGUCUAAAGACAUCCCAGCCGUACAACUUCGGAGGAGGCAACGAUCUAUGUCUUACCGACCUCACGCAACUGAGAUCCCUCUCGGAACGCUCUUGAAGAAUUACUUCCUCGUCCUAUUAGGAGAUAAACGGAACUUUGCCAUCCUUCUGCUCGGUGCAACCGUUGUGUUCAUGUCAAUGAACAUGGACAUUACGUGGAGACAGCAGCUCCUGGCUCCGCAAAUAGUUGGAGUACCGAACGAAGUUGCCCUGCUCGAUCAUGUUUCAACGAUUUCUGUCAUGGCUACCACUACUGCGACAUCUUUCUCUACACUUACCGUGACGGAAGUUCACACUGCGGAUACUGGCCUGAGGACUAGUGCACCUACUUCUGAAACCACGAAUCUGUUGGCGAAGGGAAUCGAAAUGUCGACUUCUACUGGGGAAACACCAAGCCCAACAUCUCCCGCCUCGAGUGCUGAAGCUAUCGUAGUUGAAACUGUUGCAGAGGACGCUGUCGCCGUUGAAGCUGUCGUAGAUGGAGAUGAUGCUGUUGUAGAUGUCGCUGUUGCAGACGAAGCUGUUGCAGAGCAUGCUGUUGUCGAACUUCCGAACGCCAAGACCGAGUUGAUCGCUCAUCUGGACGAAUAUCUAGCUAUGGAAGCCCUCGAGGAAAACGCUAGCGUCUCAGCACCCGUCGGACCUACCAGCGAGGAGAUCAUGGCCGACGAGCUUUCCGCGACCGACCGCAAGAUUCACGAACCAGAGUUUUGCGUCCUGGAAACUAUCCAAGAUUCCAUCUUUCAAACGUCAAUCCGUUUCUGCCCGAAGUCCGAGCUUUAGUCCCUCUCUUCUCUUUGCCACCCUCAUGAACCCGCACGUUUGAUGACACGACCCACCGUAUAUUCCCCAUAAAGUAAAGUAAAGUCCGCACAUCUCUAUCUAUUUUUAGUGCAUUCUCAGCCUUGAAUGGCUUCUGCAAAUUAGCAAGCGUGGAGUUAUGGAAUUUCUAAAUGCAGCGCACUGUUGGAGGACGUACAUAUCGCAUACCAGCCGAAGGCUUUGGAUAGUAUAUAGUAAAUAAAUAAAUAAGUAAACGCAUACCCGA
Molecule: messenger RNA, 2793 nt
Organism: Cucurbitaria berberidis CBS 394.84
Lineage: Eukaryota; Fungi; Ascomycota; Dothideomycetes; Pleosporales; Cucurbitariaceae
Exons: 1
Coding region: 132-2528 (798 amino acids)
Source: RefSeq, a predicted model, not a curated record